GGUGAUCUCGCCCCUCGGCAAGUUCACCGGUCCGAACGCCGAAGUGACCAAACGGGCCAAGCUCGAACGCUCGCCCCUAUUUCAACGACACCUCACGCUCCAAAACAACAAAAUGCGUAAACAUUGCCAUACCCCCCUAAGAAACACGUCUAACUCCGUCUCCCGCCGUCACAAUGUCCGACCCACCAACACUGGUCCUGAUCCCCGGGUCAUGGCACCAACCGACCUGCUACAACAAGAUCACCAAGCUCCUCGAAGAGCAGCACCACCUCAAAUGCGUCUCCAUCACCCUCCCCUCCACCACCGGCGAUCCCAACGCCACCUUCAAAGACGACCUCGACGCGGCCCGCUCAGCCAUAACCGCUGAAACCACCGCGGGCCGCAACGUCGUCGUAAUCGCCCACUCCUACGGCGGCAUGGUCGGCAACAGCGCCAUCAAGAACCUCACCCAACGCCCCCCACCCGGUAACAAAACAGGCCACGUCACCGGCCUAAUCCUCAUCGCCUCCGGCUUCACCCUCACCGGCCUAACCUUCAUGGCCCCCUUCCUCAACCGCCCCCCACCCACCUGGCGCGCCAACACCCACACCGGCUUCGCCGACCUCACCGUGCCCCCCUCCACCCUCUUCUACCACGACCUCCCCGCCACCGAAGCAGCCCACUGGGCGUCCCAACUCCGCCCACAAAGCUUACGCUCUCUAUUCGAAGGCGGCGAGCACGCCUACGCCGGGUGGCGCGACCUCGGGCCCAGGGGUGUGUGGUACGUGGGCACGGCGCUGGAUCGGGGUUUGCCGGUGGUGGUGCAGCGGAUGCAGGUGGGUGCUGCGCGGGCGAUGGGGGUCAGGGUGGAGCAUCGUGAGUUACGGGCGAGCCACUCGCCGUUUUUGAGCAGGCCGGAGGAGACGGUGGCGGUGGUGGUGGAGGCGGUGGAGGUGUUUAUGGGGCGGGCGGUGCCUGGCUCUUCCGUCGUGGGCGGGGGGUCGGGAGGGAAGGGGGAGGUGGUGGUCCCGAGGGUGGGGUUGUGGGAGCCGGGGACGUGGUUUCGGUUUGGAGUGCCGCUUGUGCUGGGGCAUGUCGUGGGGAAGUGUGUGCUGGUGUUUUACUGGGGGAGGAGGCUGUGGACGGGGAGGUGAGGGGAGAGAAUGCGCGGCUGGGUUUCGU
Chaetomium fimeti is the source of this 1161-nucleotide messenger RNA. RefSeq names its product Alpha/beta hydrolase family-domain-containing protein. Lineage: Eukaryota; Fungi; Ascomycota; Sordariomycetes; Sordariales; Chaetomiaceae. Bases 174 to 1133 code for a protein of 319 amino acids. The transcript has a single exon. The record is from RefSeq and is a predicted model, not a curated record.